AUGGCUCAAAGUAAUGAAGAAGGCAAAAAAAGACAUCUUGAUUCAAGACUUGACAAUCGAGCGUCCACAUCAACAUCGGGUAACAAUAAUAAUAGUAGCAAUAAAAAGAAUAAUAAAAACGCCAAUGAACCACAAAAACCAAAUCACAUACUUGAACUUUACGAUUUUGCUGAAUCUGAUGAUCUUAUGGAUAUUGUAUUAUUGGAUGUAACCAUUAAGCAUAUUAAUCCUUCAAAUAAUUCACCAAAUAAAAAGCCAAUUAUUCUGGCAAUUUUCAGGAAUGCACGUGAAGCAAGCAAGGCAAUUCAAUCUUUCAGGGGGGUUCAAUUUAAAAUUAAAACAUUGGAACCAUUAGUGAAAACAAGCAAUGGGAAUCCUCCAACAUCAAGUGGACAAGCUCCCGCUUUGACAAUAAAUUUAUCACCAACAUCAAAUACAUCAAUAAAUGCAUCAACAAAUAGCAAAAUGAGCAUUGAAGGGCGUAAGUUAUUUAUUUAA
Messenger RNA from Rhizophagus irregularis DAOM 181602=DAOM 197198, 498 nucleotides. The record is from RefSeq and is a predicted model, not a curated record. NCBI's taxonomy places the organism in Eukaryota, Fungi, Glomeromycota, Glomeromycetes, Glomerales, Glomeraceae.